Molecule: messenger RNA, 429 nt
Organism: Striga hermonthica
Lineage: Eukaryota; Viridiplantae; Streptophyta; Magnoliopsida; Lamiales; Orobanchaceae
Source: the annotation of a GenBank genome assembly
AUGUCGAGCGCGAAACUAAUCGAAACCCACAAAAACGGAGCCGAAAUCCACGAAGGCGACGCGUGCAAGGCCAAGACGCUCGAGUUCAUAGACGAGAUCAUGAUGCCGAGGGAACUCAUGCCAUUGGACGAGAUCGUGGAAAUCGGCAUCAAUAGAAACACGGGUUUCGUUUGGCUGAGGCUGAAGAAGAAGAUCGAAAAGAAGUUUAAGAAAAUUGGGUCCACCGUGAUUUAUAGUGUUGAGAUCACGGCCUUUUUCGAGAAGGGACACAUGUCGAAGGUUAACGGGGUCAAGGCCAAGGAGCUACUAUUGCCGGUCGUGAUCAACGACAUCAUUGUGGGCCAGCCCGAGCCCGACUGGAUCAAGUUCACCACGCCCGUUGGGCUCACGAGGUCGCACCCCAUAUCGGCGUUCGAGCCCGAGAAUUGA